AAUGGUGCUUUGUGUAAUAAAAAACCCCAAACAAACACACAAACAAACAGCUGCCACCAUGUAAGGCUUUUGUUAUCCAGGUCAUACAAACUCAGCAGUUCAGAAACUUUAUUUUAUCCGCGGUUAGAAGGUGUUUUUAGCCGGUUUCGAGGCUAAUCUGUUAGCGUGUUAGCCUUCGUAGUUCAAAAGUCAGUAGUCAGACUUCAGCUUCCUCCUUUAAGCCAGCUUACGUGCUACCAGAGUUUGUAAACCUUUCUGUUUCAUCCUCCGUUUACUGUUUAUAGGCACGUAACAGGAAGAUUUCAACCAAACAAGUCUUGCAUCGUUAAGUGUAAACAAACAGGAAGUUAAUAGUUGUUUACACAUAUAUGGUCAUUCAUUGCUGACCACCAAAUCAGUUACCUCGUUAAUCAGAUGAAGGCUUUCGUAAUGUUAUGGUUGCCAGUUAUUAUCUCCUUACAUUUGGCUGAAAUCAAAAGUGAGCCCAAUUUUCUGUUUUGAUGAUCAUAAUAUUAUGAAAAACAGCUAUUUUUAUAAUCAUAAAAAUAGUUUCUACCUGUACUGUGUAGUCUGUGGUUUAUCAGCUUUUUGUGGAUGUUUGUUGUAAACCAGUGGUUCUCAAACUUUUAAAUCCAAGAUCAAACUUUGGAUCUCUGAUACCAUCUCAAACAGUAAAAGAGAAUCAAAGUUUCUUUUCAUUGGAUAAAGGCCAGCACACUGUCAGCAGCAACCCAUAAUAAUUCAGUGUAAAGGAUGUGCUGUAAUGUGUUAUUGGUAAAUGAUAAUUAAAUUGUGCUAUUUAAAAUACACUUUACAGAGAUUUAGUUCUAUUAAAUCUAAUAUGUACCUUAGAAAAUAAAACACUAACCCUUCAACACUAAUGUGAAAUAAAUAGUUUAAUUUAACAUGCUUCUGGUAUCUUAAAACACCAGAGUUUCCGAGGCUUUAUGCUUAAUGCUUUCACUAACCACGUGUAGUCGGUGACCCUUUAAAUCCUUCGGCAGAUUGAAAGAAUUUGUCCAGAAUUUAACCAAACUUGAACGCAGUGAUCAUCUAAUGGGUCUUCCACAAAAUUGUGCUCAAGGCCAAGAUUUGCGUAAACAAGCCAGGCAGCUGGAGAAUGAGCUUGACCUCAAGCUAGUCUCCUUCAGUAAGCUUUGCACCAGCUAUACCAGCAGCAGCCCAGACCAGCGGAUGAGAGACAGCAGGUCUGACUCUCUGGGCUCAUCUCAUGACAACUCGCUUGUGGCCAUGACGACUGAGCUGGACCAGCUCUUAGCCAAUCUUACAGCAGUCAAUGACAAAAUGGCAGAAUGCACUAGCACCCCUGGAGUUUCGUCACACAACGCAGGAUUGAUGCACACUUUACAGAGGCACAGAGACAUUUUACAGGACUACACUCAUGAGUUUCACAAAAUCAAAAGCAACUUCUAUAGCCUGCGAGAGCGAGAGGACCUUCUGGGCUCAGUUCACAGAGACAUCGAGUCCUACAAAAGCAGCUCAGGGGUGAAUAACAGGAGGACAGAGCUCUUCCUGAAGGAGCACGAGCAUCUAAGAAACUCAGACAGUCAUAUUGACAACGCAAUAAGUAUCGCCAUGGCUACCAAAGAGAACAUCACAUUUCAGCGUGGGAUGUUGAAGUCCAUUCAAACCAGGGUCACAACUUUGGCCAAUCGCUUCCCCACCAUCAACAGUCUCAUCCAGAAAAUCAAUUUGCGCAAGAGGCGGGACUCUAUAAUUCUGGGUGUGGUUAUUGGUGUCUGCACCAUACUCUUGUUGCUCUACACUUUCCAAUGAAUCGCCAUCAACUGACAAAAUAUACGCACUGUAACUCUAACCAAGUGUAUACCAUGUGGUUUUUAUUCUCUCUAUGGCACAAAAAUAUAACUGACACAAAAUAUUGAAAAUAAGAUGUAAUUUCUCAGAUUGGAGAGUUUAUUUAUUUUCUGGGGAUUUGUAUAUUGCUGCUUGUAUCCUGUUGUUAUUUUAACUCCUUAUAAAUUCACAUAAUAACCUUUCAUUUGGAUUGUGUAUUGUAUUGACUUAUUUUGUUAAAUAAAAGUGACAAACUCA
This is a messenger RNA of Haplochromis burtoni (Burton's mouthbrooder), 2073 nucleotides long. RefSeq names its product Golgi SNAP receptor complex member 1. Gene Ontology annotation, cellular component: SNARE complex; cis-Golgi network; Golgi medial cisterna. The transcript has 9 exons. Gene Ontology annotation, molecular function: SNAP receptor activity. The record is from RefSeq and is a predicted model, not a curated record. NCBI's taxonomy places the organism in Eukaryota, Metazoa, Chordata, Actinopteri, Cichliformes, Cichlidae. Gene Ontology annotation, biological process: endoplasmic reticulum to Golgi vesicle-mediated transport; vesicle fusion. The coding region runs from base 1057 to 1797 and encodes 246 amino acids.